UCGAAACACUGUUUUGAUAUAGACAGAAUCCAAAUUUAAUAACUCGGACUCCCGACCACUACAAAUGGUCUAAUAGAAUACACCCCUUUGAGUUUUAAACAAAAAGUAUCAAUUGCACGCACUGCUCGGUGUGAAGCCGUUCUCAAUUCUCACCGUCUCUCAUUUGGGACCGAGACGGCACAUGUUCUUGAGCUUUUCUUCCGCAGCUACUCACUUGAUUCGGUUCAUGUCUUCAAAACCUCAGCGCGUUCGUCCACGUAAAUACUCUUUCAGAAAUCCAAAACCCUGAAAUUUUUAUCGCUUCAGUGUCCGGGCCUUCUUCUUGCUUUAGUUUUCCAACUCAUUUUGUCGAACAGUUGCAGAAACCUCCUGGCAAAGCGCACUGAAGAAGGAAAGGACUAUGGCAACCUCCACCGCUACAGAUACUCACAUGAAGGAUGCAUUUGCCAAGUACACUGAUUACCUCAAUAGCCUCAACGAUAAACGGGAAAGAGUGGUAAAAGCAAGUCGUGAUAUAACUAUGAAUAGCAAAAAGGUCAUAUUUCAAGUUCACAGAAUGAGUCAAAACAAUAAAGAUGAAGUUUUGGGGAAAGCAGAAAAAGAUCUUGGUGCUGUGACUGCACAAUAUGUGUCACGUCUUGUAAGGGAGCUACAGGGGUCUGAUUUCUGGAAGCUGAGGCGCGCUUAUUCUCCAGGGGUUCAAGAAUACGUUGAAGCGGCCACACUUUAUCAUUUCUGCAAGACUGGGACCCUUAUUAACCUCGAUGAGCUUAAUGCUACCUUGAUCCCAUUGAGUGACCUUUCCACUCAGCCACUGCAGAUUAAUAUACUGGACUAUAUUUUGGGGCUAGCGGAUUUGACAGGAGAGCUCAUGAGGUUAGCAAUCGGGCGCGUUUCAGAUGGGGAACUUGAAUUUGCUCAUAAGAUUUGCAGCUUUGUACGCGAAAUCCAUCGGGAGCUUACACUUGUUGCCCCACUUAUGGAAGACCAUUCUGACAUGAAAAUUAAAAUGGAUACAAUGCUCCAAAGUGUUAUGAAGAUUGAAAAUGCUUGUUAUGGCGUCCAUGUGAGAGGAUCUGAGUUUGUUCCCCUUCUUGAAUCGGACGGCUCAGGUUUCCCAUUGCCACUUGGCGUGUCUGACAUCAACUGAUGAAACUAACUCCAAUAGAUGAAACUCAAUUGUCUUUUUCUCCCUGUUUCGUUUUCAUUUUACUUCCCCUCAUCUUCCAUAAUUACGUUUUUUCAGUAAUAUCCUUACUAAUGAGUCUUGAACUAGAAGUUGGCUCAAUCUGUUGGCCGACUGGUAAGUGGUAAUGAAACUUAUAACGUGUUCGUAUUUGGGCCUGUUUCAAAUGUGAAGUUGAUAUGUAGCCCAGUGUUACCCACUAAUUAUUUUAGUCUCUUACUGGAA
This is a messenger RNA of Cuscuta europaea, 1411 nucleotides long. Lineage: Eukaryota; Viridiplantae; Streptophyta; Magnoliopsida; Solanales; Convolvulaceae. The record is from the annotation of a GenBank genome assembly.